Messenger RNA from Babesia microti strain RI, 1908 nucleotides. RefSeq lists its product as hypothetical. Bases 1 to 1908 code for a protein of 635 amino acids. The transcript has a single exon. The record is from RefSeq and is a predicted model, not a curated record. Lineage: Eukaryota; Apicomplexa; Aconoidasida; Piroplasmida; Babesiidae.
AUGUAUACACAAAGUAUUACUAUUAAUCUACUAUGUGUCUUAUGCUGGACAAUUGACAUUUCAUCUGUGUCAAUUACAUCUAACAUAAUAGAUAUUUCUAAUCGCAGCAAAAAAUUUGGCGAAUACGUGCUCACAAGCAAUAAAAUUCCUAGAUACAAAUGUCAUAAUUCAUUUAAGCGGCAUAAUGAUGAUUUGGCAUUUCUUACCAAAGGCAUCGUACUCUAUCGCAAUAACUCGCUAUACAAUAAGCGUCUUAAAUCACCGGAAGCAGAGAAAGACCCUACAUUUGUCACUAAACUAAGCAACAGCUUGGCAAAGAUUAAAAAGAGAUUUCUAAAUAUUGUUUACCCAUCAGGUGUUACUAGCAAUUACUACAAAUAUGCAAAUUGGAGAUUACUUGAAAGGUUUUCUCAUUCGAUGUCCCAGAGUAUCAGCAACAAUCCACUUGCUGCCAAAAUUCUUCUAAAUCAAUCAACAUAUAGCACUAAUGAUGGAGUUAUAAAUAUUGCGUAUAAAAUAGACUUCAUUGCAACAAACUUGAUGACGCAAAUCUUUAAGGAAAUUGUAUCUAGAAUUGUCAAAACAAUGUGGGUUGGAAAUAUUGGCAUUGGUUUCGAUAUGAAUCCCAGAGCCUUUUGUUUUUGGGGGUCCCUUAUCUGUACUAUUACAAACACAGCGGACUUUUUGUCGACACUUUUUAACUUUAAGUACAUAUCUAUUACUCGCCACAUUACUACUUUGUUUAGACAGAUAGGUAUGUUGACAACAUCUGCCAGUAUCGGCCCUAUCUAUGGCUCCUUUAAGUCUCAAAACAACGUGUCGAAUAUCGGUGAAAUCACUGCUAAAAUGGAGGCUGUAACCCCAUUGUGUGACCUUUUAGGAUCGGCUACUGGUUCCGUAAUCAGUUACCUAAUUGCACCAUAUCAAUACUAUUAUAGAGGUAUAGCAUUUGCUAUAGCAGCUUUAAUUGCAAAUUACUCUUCCUAUUGUGCUGUUCAAAUGGUUGUAUUUAGGUCUCUCAACAUUUCACGCUGUUUCGUCGUGCUUGAAGAUUUUUCCACUGCACUUUUGAAACGAUUAGAUCGAUAUUUGAUCUAUCACAAUUUGAAGCGUUCACUGAAAUCUAACAUUCAGGGCAAGACAACUAAUGGGAUUAUGAUGAACAAGUAUGACUACGAUAAUGAGGGUGGCGAGAUUGCUGAGAUGAUAUUCAAACGGGAAUUUAAAAAGGCAAACGAAAUGUUGCAGCGUUUUACCCAAUCUCACAUGUGUAACACUUUGCGUGCUUCCAGAUUUAAUGAGUCCACUACUACAAAUGCCACCACAGAAGAGCCUCAAAAUUUGGCACAAAAGAGGAUAUCAACCCAAUUAUUAACCCCAGGUGAUAUUGCCAAAAUGGAGCCCUUCCUUUUCCCUGGAUCGGAUGGAGCGUUACCAUAUGGAGUAAUUAAGAAACACAUUAGAUCAACUAAUGUGGACUAUCUUACUCUAGUUAGAUAUUUGAUGAUUUUUAAAAAUGAAAACUUUUUGGUUGUAAUUAGUCCUCAUACGGGUGUUGAAGCAGUGAUAUACAAGAAUGCCAAACCUAGAGAUGCCAUAUUGGCAAUUCUAACCUAUAACAUUGCAGAUAAGCUCUGGUCAAUCUUCAGUGAUAUUGUGGAUGAUAAUACAUCAGAGCUUAGGGAAUUAUGGAAUUUUUGCAAGUCAUCCGCAAGGAAACUAUUUAGAAGUGAUAAACAUGAGAGUAAAAAUGUACAGUUUUGUGAUUCUCUUGAGGCAAAGCAAGGUUUAUCUACCGUUUCAUAUGCCUACACUAUGGCAAAGGCUUGUAUUGAUGAACUCCUGUUGAGUUUAGAAUCUGCAAAGUGGGAAAUCGAUAAAUUUGACGUUUCAACCCUCAAGAAAUGA